AUGGCAGACGCAGCUGUCGCCGAUCAGAACGACUUCAACGCGUCGUCCCCGUCUAGUCCCAGCCAGAAGAGAAAGCGUGGCGCACCGGAUUCUUCUCCCGAUUUGCGACGCGCUAAACGUGUGCCCGCUAACAUUUCAAGCACCCUGGAGGCGGCAUAUGUCGAGAGCGCUGUCGAAGCUGCGCAAGCAGCCGCCCAGGCAGCAACUAACGCCGACUUCUCGGCUCUACAGCAGGCUACAGUGGAUCACCAUGACACUUCGGACCAUGCCAACGCCUCCAGCACAGCUGCCGCCGCUUUAGGAACCUUAUACCCUACUAUCCACGUCCCUCAAUCUACGGAAGAGGCCUUUGCUGCCCAGACUUCGACAGAAGGAGAACACCACCCAGAUUCGUCAUUCGGCCAUAACGAUAUGCUUCAUGCGGACGGCCUUCCCGACACGUCUUCUAAUGGACUCCCACAAUCCCAGAAUGGUGUCAGAUCCACCCAGCCUUCUUAUACGACCAGCUCCACAUCCACUUCCAAGCCGGCUGUAGGUUCGGAAGAAUGGCACAAGCUGCGAAAGGACAAUCAUAAAGAGGUGGAGCGUCGGCGUCGCGAGACCAUCAACGAGGGUAUCAAUGAGCUUGCCAAGAUUGUACCCGGAUGCGAGAAGAAUAAAGGUUCAAUUCUGCAACGGGCAGUCAUGUUCAUCACUCAGCUUAAGGAGAACGAAGCGCAGAACUUGGAGAAGUGGACUUUAGAGAAGCUAUUGACCGAGCAGGCAAUUCAGGAGCUCAGUGCUUCCAACGACAAGCUCAAGCAAGAGUGUGAAAGAGCUUAUCGAGAACUAGCCAUAUGGAAACAGGUGGCACAGAACGCAGGACUUCAGCCUCCCCAGUCUAAGGAAGAAUCUUCUUCAUGA
Daldinia caldariorum is the source of this 903-nucleotide messenger RNA. RefSeq lists its product as uncharacterized. Gene Ontology annotation, cellular component: nucleus. NCBI's taxonomy places the organism in Eukaryota, Fungi, Ascomycota, Sordariomycetes, Xylariales, Hypoxylaceae. The coding region runs from base 1 to 903 and encodes 300 amino acids. The record is from RefSeq and is a predicted model, not a curated record. The transcript is spliced from 2 exons. Gene Ontology annotation, molecular function: DNA-binding transcription factor activity; protein dimerization activity.